UUAUCGCAAUGUAGUGAAAACAUGACAAACUCGGCAUCAACUGUGUGUAUUUGCAUCCCCUGUAGUCGGAGUCGUACCAGGAUGACAUCUACCCCAUGACGGCGUCGAGCGCGGCCGCCAUGUCGGCCGAGGAGUGGCUUAGCGGCAUUGACAAAGGCCCGGUGCUCCAGUCUCUGAAGCCUGGGAGUCGAGUACCGGACUCCUACCCGGAGCUGAGCUCCGGCCUGGGCAGUAAGGGGCUGGGCAACUCCCUGGGCACUCGGAGGUCCCAGAGCAGACCAGGCCAACUGCAGCUGGCGUACAUCCAGGACCAGCUUGGCAACAAGGAGUGCAGGAGUAAGACGUCUGUCAGCAACGGACAGGACCCCACGCUCUGCUCGCCUCCCAAAACAGAGAACGAGGUAUGGGGCGGUUUCGAUCUGCGUCUGAAGUUCCACAAGCAGCAGGAGGAGAUCCGGCGUCUGCGGGAGAUGCUCAACCAGAGGGACGUACGCAUCAAGCAGCUGGAGCUGGAGAUCAACAACGUGAGGAAUUCCCAGGACUCGCACUGAGAAGAGGCUCCUCUUGCCCCCUCCGUCGUACCAAGCCACCCUCACCUCUCCCUGGAUUACUCUCUGACCACCCCCUCCCCCGCUCUCUCACCCUGGGGGUCUCACUGUAAUUAACACCCCUCGACCCCCACCUUCCUUACCCUAAAGACAAGGGCCCUUCCCAGGGGCCUCGCUGUCUCAUCGCAGAACACUAUCUGUCUCUGUGGAUGGGGCAAAGCCUCACAAGGGUUUCUCAUGUCCCCCAUAUAUGUACAUACACCGAUAGACUCUCAGUCACUCCUCAAUAUGUAUCAUAUUUUAAUGCUACUGCAUCAACAUACAUGUAAGCCGCUUGUCCCUCUCCCUGCUCCUCUCCCCAAAGUCACUUUUCCUUUUUCCUUUUGUACACUUCAGAGCUAUGCAAGUUUGAUGUAUUUUAGUUUUGUUUUUGUGGUAAAAAAAAACAAACAUGUUUAUGCCCUUUUUAUUUGAAAACGAAUGAAAAUAAGAUGUACGUGCCUGUCUUUAAAAGAUGCUGUGGUUGUCUGCUGGUUAUAUUUGAAUGUUGUCCGGAUGGGAGCAGAUGUCACACAUGAUUGUAAGAUACACUGAAUUGAUUUCCUAUGCUUUGUGAUUUUGCAUAUUUAAACAACUGUACAUGGAUGGAUGCUGGUGGAGAUGUCUGCGGUGAUGUCUACAUCUAGAAUGACAGAGUAUAUGUGUGGGUGAGAGAGAGACAGGGGGAAAGAGACGUGCGUCAUUUUGUAUAUAUUGAGUCAAUUUGGGUCUUUUCCAUUUAAAGGUAGACUCAGCGAUAUGACGUAGAUGCAGAAAGUAAACAUAGUGGGUCAAUUUCCACAACAACUAAGGGCGUUGAAGCGCUUGGCGAAACCUCUCCGCUUUAUUUUGUCCCGCUACCGCUGUGUGAACAGCGUGAAGCGAACCCGUGCACAUGCGCAGAUACAGUGUGUGACUGUGUGAGAACGAAGUCUUGCAUCUCACUCGUCACAAUAUCUGCGGUGCUGCUCGUGGCAACGUCAUUUCACUGAGUCCAACUUUAAUGAAGCUGCGUUUUGUUUUAAUGACUGGUAAACUGGUGAAAGAUCAAUCAACUGAAAGAACAAUCGUUUCCCAGCAGCUUUUAAAUACACCAUUUAUUUUUCCCGAAAGCAGCACAGGGAAUCUCACUUGUCGUUUUUAAAAUUGCAUUUAUUUAUUCUGUUUUUUUUAAUUUGUUGACAAAAAAAAAAGGUAGUAUGGAAUGAUGACCAAUUACAGAGGCAUGUUUUCACACCAGUGGUCACAGCCAUGCUUCAGGCACACCAUUGAGUAUGUCUAACACUAUCAGAUAACACACACACCACAUCAUGUAGGGAGUGGGUUGGUAGGGCACACAAAGUUUUACUGUUUGCUGCUGGUCCAUCCGUUUUCAUUGGUCCGAAGCCACUGUGUAAAAGUAGGAAUGAUUGUUUUAAAAAAGGGAUUGAAUGAACCUCAAAAAGCCAUUGUGUAAUAUAUGACUUAACAGGGAACAUGAUAACUGUGUUGUUAAUGUGUAAGUGCUGACCAAAGUGAUUGGGUUGUCUAUUGAAAACAACAGAGGAAACUGUAAAAGGGAAUAUAUGUGUUUGGAGCAGGCUCAUUUGUUCAGGAUAACACUAAGCCUUUGUUUUUGAUAUGAUGUCCAUUGCUUUUGUGAUGCAUUACAGAGGAGGCUGGUUGGAGGAUCUGUAGGAGGACAUGCUCAUUUUAAUGGUUGGAAUGGAAUGAAUGUAACAGAGUCAAACAUGUGUUUGAUAUCAUUCCAUUUGUUCCAUUCCAGCCAUCACAAUGAGCCCAUCCUCCUAUAGCUCCUCCCGCCAGCCUCCUCUGCAAGUACUUACUUGGUGGUUCAUAAUAUUUUGAAAUGGAAAUACUAUGGCAAGAAAUGGGAUUGGAACUGCUCUGUAAUUGUGCAUCAUAAUAUGUUAGUUAGACAAUCAGAGACCCACUGCCCCUGUCCAAAGAAAAGCAAGAGGCCAACGUUUGACUGUAUAUCGAAUAUCGACAUUUUACACAAGCACGGCACACAUAUGCCAAAAUAUAAUUGUGAGCUAUUCAACACUUGUGAGGAGGCAUCUAGAGAAGACAUCCCCUAUUCCCAUAGAGAACCGUGGUCAAAGAGCAGCAUGAGGGCAAGCCAACCAUUGUCACCGCUAGUAUAGAUUUAUUAAUAAAACAUUAACAUGUAACUGCAUAUGCUUGGAUAAUAUUUCACUAAGUGGGCCAGGGCACCUGCAAUGUGUUUGGUUUUAGCCUUAUUUGUCAGCUCAUAAAUGCUAUUGUAUGUAGGCCAAUGUAGCUCAGUCAGAGUAUUGCCAUUUGAAGGGUAAUAUUUCUAAAUGGUACUUGACUGAAUGGAGUCACUACUUAGCUAAUGGCACCUUAGGGAAGACAGUCUCAGAAACAAUCCGGAAAGCGACUGUUAUUGUAAUCCAGAUGGUCAUUGUGGAGUGCAUGUAGUCUAUCUUGUCUAGCUAGCUUGGCAUGUGUACUUUAGCAAUAAGUCUCUCGGUCUUUUGUAGACCUUUUGCAUUUACUGCCAACUACAAUGGCUAGAUAUCUGGCAAUCACAUCCCUGUACUACUACUUUGGUGCUUGGGCCUCUUUAAGCAUUGUAGACUUCACCGACUACUGUAUCCCAUUUUUCUUCAGAAAAGAUACGACCAAAUCACAAAGUCCAUUCCAGGGACUUGAUGGCAUUUUAAAUCCCCAAACUGUCUGUGUGUACCAUUUACAUUUUUACAGAAGCAAUAUUUUAGCAGUAGAAAGAGCAGUAGUUUGAGGGGCAUACACUACGAUCACUAGCAUUAUCUUGCUCAUUGGAAACAAGGACAUAUGUAUAAAUAAGUUGAAAAUAGAGGGUUUCUGCUGGGCAAUAUCAUGACUGAGCCUUACUGUGCCUAAGAAUCAAGCUGCAAUUUUAGUUUUCUUUUGUAUAGGUAUUAUGAUGUCUUUCAGAACGAAUAUUAUUAUUAGUGUUCACACAACUCACAAAUACAGUGAACAAUUUAUGAAAUGAUUCUAAUUUUGUUCCUGUUAUGUUUAAUAUUGUUUUUAUAUAUAUCAAGAACUACAUCAGGUGUAGAGAAUAAAAAAAAUAGGUGAAAACAUUACUUUGGAUAAUUUACGUCUUUUUUCAAGUCUUUUGAUACACAUUUGAAGUCCCGCCCAGUUGACUACUUCAAAAUUGUGAAAGUCCUCAAUGGCAUUUCCCAUGCUAAAACAGGCUUGUGUGCACUAGGACUCCAUCUAUCUCUAUGGUUCAGGUGCAUUAUGACAAAGAGGAAGAGGGAGAUCCAACUACCGGAAAAUCUGACUCCCUCCAGCAGGUGGCAUUUUUUGUUGUUGUUUAGCACACCAAGGAGUUUUUGUAUGGAGGUCAAUGAGAAAAUGUCACAUUUUGUCAAUAAAACAAUGAAUGGCUUA
Oncorhynchus keta (chum salmon) is the source of this 3998-nucleotide messenger RNA. It is a transcript of the gene coro2aa, whose product is annotated as coronin 2Aa. Lineage: Eukaryota; Metazoa; Chordata; Actinopteri; Salmoniformes; Salmonidae. Bases 96 to 551 code for a protein of 151 amino acids. The record is from RefSeq and is a predicted model, not a curated record. The transcript has 3 exons.